Drosophila busckii is the source of this 4002-nucleotide messenger RNA. RefSeq lists its product as uncharacterized. Gene Ontology annotation, biological process: regulation of cell differentiation. Lineage: Eukaryota; Metazoa; Arthropoda; Insecta; Diptera; Drosophilidae. Bases 233 to 1228 code for a protein of 331 amino acids. The transcript is spliced from 4 exons. The record is from RefSeq and is a predicted model, not a curated record. Gene Ontology annotation, cellular component: membrane.
UUUUUUGCUGCUGUCCAGAGUGUGCAUUGCUGUUGUUGUUGUCGUCGUCGUCGUCCUCGUCUGCUGACAUCACUUAUUUAGCUGAGAGUAGCUGCCUGGGCUAAUGAACUAAACCUACAUCUACUCGCAUACAGUUCAAUUAACAACAACAGAAAAACGAAGCUGCCAAAUACCAAAACGAAAACAAAAACAACUCAAGCCAAGCUUCAGCUACAGCUACAGCUCAGUAAACAUGUUUUCCAUGUGCACAAGAUGGCGUGGCAACAGUGAGAGCAAUUCCUCAAUGCCAGCCCAACAAAUGGAAAUGCAGGCCAACGGUACUGGUGGCAAACAAAUCAAGGGCGGCUAUCUGCUGCGCUAUAAAAAACAAUUUUUAUGGAAUCGCUGGUCUGAGGAGUGGGUGAUACUGUAUGAUGACUCGACAAUGGCUUGGUUUACCGAGCCAGGUCGCUCGUCGCCCUCUGGCAAAAUACUGGUCAAGGAGGCGCCCGAGAUGCUGGCCAUAGCGCACUGGACGGGCCAGAUACCGCGACGCCCACCGCUGCCGGAUGGCGUAAGUGUGUCGCAAUUAAUCGCAUUGGGCUCGCAGCGCAAGCGUUCCAAGGUCUACUGGAUGCUGGCCAAGUCGGAGCAGGAGGUAAGCGAUUGGGUAGAUGCUAUAUCGAAGACAUUGCCGCCGCCGCCCCAAAUCGAACUAGUGGUGGACAAGCCGCAUUUAAUGAAUGUGCUGCGACGUCCGCUCGUACGUAUCAGACCUGCCACCAAUUCGGAAGUCAAGCAGCGCAAGUCUGCUACGCAAAGCAGAAGAAGACAUCAUCGCAGCGCCUCGGCGUCCACUUCCACUUCCGCUUCGGUGGCGGAAACCACGCAUUGCCUGAUGUACAAUCAGAAUCCGUUGGUUAAAAGCGACGCUGCGGUGGCCAUCUUGAGCAAGAAGGCCGAUGCCAAGGCCUCGCUCGCCUGCGCGCUGCCCUGGGGUCAUGGCUGGGGCUGGGCCACACUGCCCAACGGCGUCUGGAGCGGCGGCCUGACCUGGUCCCAGUGUGAGGACACGUUCACGCUGCAUGCACUGCCGACCACACACUGCACCAAUCUCAUUGAUACUUCGUGCAGCGGCGCUGUCUAUCACACUGAUAUAGGCGGCUUUGAUUUUCACUCGUCGGGCGUGGAUGAUUUGGGCGGCGAGGACUUUGACUAUGCCAUGGACUGUGGCGAUUUUAUAUUUUAAAAACAAACAGCAGCUCACCUACAAAAACAAAACCCAUGUUGCCAAACGCAGCAGUCGAACCCACCCAAUGCGCACGGCAAAACAGAAAAAAGAAAUGCGCAGAAAAUUUAGCGGAAUAUUUAAUGAAUUUAGUGAAAAUCGCUUUUGUAGAAUUACGUGUGCUUACUUUGUGCCCCCAUUUGCAGCUAGCAUAGCCAAUGAAUACACACACACAGAAACAUACACACGCGUUGCGUAUACGCCACAUGUUGCCCAUAGCAACUGCAUUUUCUUGUCAAAUCUAUAUACAUAUAUGUGUGUGCGUGUUUUUGUGCUAAUUAAUGCUUAGCUAAAAUAACUAAACAGAAACUUAAUACAUAGCUAAGGCUACAGACACAAACACAAGUACACACUUUGAAAUUGCACAACCUUUUUGUAUUUUAUAAUGAUUCACACAUUUUUGAAUACAAGGUGUUGCAAAAUAUCUUAUGUACACACUUUGUAAGUAUAUUUUACAGCGCAGCUUUUUAAGUGAAACGAGCAAUCAGUUGCGAAAACAAAUUAAUACAAAAUGUUAUAAAUUUAGUCUAGAUAUAGUAAAAUACGCUGGCAGCAGCUAUACAAACAAACCAAAAGGAAAACCAGGUUAAUAACAAGUAUUAUGAAUAAAUAUAUAUAAAUGUAAUGACCCUAGUUAUAAAGCCAAAGCACACUGAAGAAGCCAAAAGUAAAGAGAAGAAACAUUUAGAGAUAUUUAAUUACACCCACACCCACCCGUACUGAUGUAAAGUUAAUCAAGUGAACAAACAACAAACAGUUUGAAACGUAAUUCGUAAAUUUCUAUAACAUAUAUUAACAAAAUAACAGUAACAGUAACUGUAUAUUGCCACCGUUCAUUAAGCCUCAGCGCUUGCUUGCAACGAGUGCAAACUUAAACUUUUAUAAUUUGUUACAAGACGAAACAAUUUUGAAAAUUGUCAAGUAAAACAUUUUGAACAUUUUGUCGAAAAUAAGACAAAACGCCGCUACGGGAACCUUACACAUGAAUGUCUAGUAGAACAACUAGCAUUAGUUUAAGCAAAUAUAUAUAUAUAAAUGGUAUAUAUGUGUAUUUUAGCAUAAGCAGCAGGUUUUCAUGUAUUGUUGUAUAAUGGAACACAGCAAAAUAUUAGACAACAAUAGCAAACAAAAAAAAACAUAGCAAACAAAAUAUUCAUCUUAAUACAGGUAACAAUAAACAUAAAAAAAUAUGAAUAUAGAUAUAUGUCUGCUAGUAAGCGCCUUGUAUAGGGUAUUGUUAAGCUAACUAAAGUCACUUAACUACUACAUAAACUAUAUACUAUAGUCAACAAUCAGAUCACAGCACAGCACAGCACAGAUCUGUCUGUCUGUAUCCUGAAGCCCUGGCAGCCUUAGUUAAAGCCUAGAAAGCUAUUGUUAAAUGUUUUGCUCAUCAGCACAGCGAGCUAUGCGUAUCUAUCUACAACUACAACUAUAUAUAGAAAUAUAAAUGUUGUAUGUACGUAUGUUAUGUGUGUAUAACCCCUAAACCAAAGAAGAUACAUGUAUGUAGACUACAAGACUUAAGCAAUUGUCGUAUAGACGUUAAAUUAGAGCGCAUUGAAUGUUGGCUUUAUAAUGUUUUUAGAAAUUUAACAACCCUAACGUGUAAGUAGUUUAAAUCGAAUGCAAACGCAGCUUAUUGUAACUGUCUAACUGUUAAGGCAUUGGCGCAAUGAAUACAAUUCGACAUGAUUUGUUAAGUUUAUAAGCUUUUGAGUACUAGACAUGAUAAUAAUAAUAAUAAUAACAUAAACUACUAAACUAAACUAAACUAAACCAAAACCAAUAUCGACAAUCACGGCUAUAAAAAAAGAAUGAAGUUAAUCAUAUUAACAUGUACUCAUCAACAGUAACAGUAACAGCAACAGAAACAAACAAACAAGCCAUAGUAAUUAAUAGUAUAUUGUAUUUAGUAAACUUUGGUAUUUGUAAAGGGGCGAGUGGUGUACACGUCCAAAGCCAAGUAUUUAAGGGAGCCGCAACUACCGCACAAGGUAAAUCCAGUCAGACAGACAGAGAGAACGAUGUAGAGAAGGAAGCAAGCUGCUAACACCACUCAAGCUUUAAUUAUAUGUACUCUACGUACGUAUACGUAAUGCAGUCCUCCGUUCUUGAGUUGUAUGCAUAUUUUUGUAAACCAUUUAUUAUUAACAAACAAAGCAAAUCUAUAUAUAUAUGUAUACAUUUAUUCUAGAACACUUGUACACAUCAAUGUUUUAUAUACACACACACACACACACACCAAUACAUAGGCAUGUGCAUUGUUUAUUAUUUUGACAAACCCAUUGUAUACUAUUUGUUGGCGAAUUUAACAGUAACCCACAAAUAUCUGUAAACAGUGUCCACAACUUGGCGCAGGCAGUUUGCCUAGUUUAUAUAGUGAGUGUGUAUUGUAGAGUGUGUAAUUGUAAUUGUUGUUCAAAAAGCGUGUCAGAUGUCAGUGUUGUUAAUGUUUCCGUGUCACUGUUAAAUGUAACCAAAGUCUUACACAAUGUUUAUUAUAACGGCUUCAUAUGAACGUAUGUAUUUGUAAUUGUAUAUGUGUAUACGUAUACGUAAUAUAUUUGUUUUCAAAACUUUUCGGCAAAAUGCAAUAACAAACCAAAUAAACAUAAAUAUAUAAAGCACAUGUCACAUCCAAGCAACAGUAUCUUCCACUUUAAAUCGCGCCAGGUGCGUCUGGGAGCUGAGUAAACAGCAAAGUAAUAAAACUCGGCAAAUAUAUAAUAAAG